Messenger RNA from Paramuricea clavata, 894 nucleotides. The record is from the annotation of a GenBank genome assembly. Lineage: Eukaryota; Metazoa; Cnidaria; Anthozoa; Malacalcyonacea; Plexauridae.
CUUCUUUCAAGCCUUCUUCGUAUUUCUCAAAACGCUGUUAGUGGGAAACUUGAUGAGUUUAAAUUUUACGCGGUCACCUCGGAGGAAAUACGACAGAUUGUUAAUCAUUUUUCACCAAAUAAAGCACCUAGUUGGGAUAAAGUUACGGUAAAUCUUAUUAAGGAUUCGUUAACCUCUAUUCUUUCUAUAAUUACAGAUUUAGUUAACAGUUCCCUCCUGAUUUCUGUUUUUCCAACAGCGUGGAAAAGAUCUGAGGUCACCCCUGUAUUGAAGGAAGGAGACUACCCAGUGGCUGAUGACAAUCGCCCCAUUUCGCUGUUGCCGGUACUCUCAAAGGUGUGUGAACGGGUGGCUCUCAAGCAAAUGAAUGAUUAUAUGGAAAGUAGAAAACUCCUAACAAAUCAUCAAAGUGGGAACCGUAAACUUCAUUCAACGGAAACUUUAAAUACUUUCCUAGCGGAUAUAUAUCUGGACGCUUUUGAUAAAAAAACUGUUACUGCUGUCAUACGUUUGGACCUGUCAAAGGCGUUCGAUAGUUUGAACCAUCCUUUGCUCUUAAGAAAGCUCUAUUUAUUUGGAAUUUCGAAACACGCUCUUGAGUGGUUUAAAAGCUAUUUGACUGGCAGGAUCCAGUCAGUAAGGAUUGAUAGUGAAUUGUCCGAACCACGUGAAAUAACGCACGGUGUGCCACAGGGGUCAAUAUUGAGUCCAGCACUAUUUAAUAUUUACAUUAACGAUAUACAUGAUGUUCCCAAUACGUGCUUACUCGAGUCAUUCGUUGAUGAUUCCAAGUCGUUUUUGUCUUUCGCAGUGAAGGACGUGCAAAGUGCUGAAAUCCAGUGGAAUGAGGACUUGCAAAGAAUUGCUGCCUGGAGCUGCAAAACAGUCAAUUGA